Molecule: messenger RNA, 1063 nt
Organism: Capsicum annuum
Lineage: Eukaryota; Viridiplantae; Streptophyta; Magnoliopsida; Solanales; Solanaceae
Product: AT-hook motif nuclear-localized protein 13
Exons: 6
Coding region: 1-798 (265 amino acids)
Molecular function (GO): minor groove of adenine-thymine-rich DNA binding
Source: RefSeq, a predicted model, not a curated record
AUGGCGCAUCUGAUAGUCUCUUUCAACCAACACCAACAACUGAAUCUCCGCCAAAAUCCUAUCAGUUCGGUUUCUGCUCUUACUCCAGUGGUGAAUCAAGCAGAUUCUAUUGCUAUUGCUCCUGUUCUUUCAGAAAAUCUAGUUAAGAAACCCCGUGAAAGGCCCUGGGCUCCGGAAAGAAGAAGCAACCAGAAACUUCAGGUAUAUAUUUUUUGCAUUAUUUCUUCAAUUUAUUCUGGUGCACCUGCUUCAGAAACCCCGGCUAAGAAGGCCCGUGGGAGGCCCCCUUGCUCUGGAAAGAAGAAGCAACCAGAAACUUCAGGUACAAUUGGAAUUUCCUCUGUGAAUCGUAUAAUCCAUGUGGACAUUGGGGAGGACAUUGUAUCUAAGAUAAUGACUAUCUUAGAUCAAGGACCACCUGCUAUUUGUAUUUUGUUUGGAGCUGGAUCCUUAUGUGAAGCCACCCUCUGGAACUCUGCCAUCGGCACUAUGACACAUGAGGGUCAAUUUGACAUCAUCUCAUUAACGGGGUCAUUCAUGCGGUCAGAAAAUGGUAUAACUGGUGGACUUAACCUUUCAAUGACUAGGCCAGAUGGUAGAUUUUUCGGCGGUGUUGUUGAAGGAAAGCUCAGGGCUGCCACUCCGGUACAGGUGGUUGUGAGAAGCUUUUUUCCGGACAUGGAAAAGCCCGAGUCUAAGCCACCAUCUUCAACUCCAACUCCCAAUGUGUUGAAUUUUGAUCCUCCGGUCUCAAAGGCGGCGUCUCCUUCAACUCCAUCUUCAACUCAUCUGAUGUGAACGGUGGUAGCCCUCUUCGUUACAAAUCUACCCAUGAUUAGGUUUAAAGGAAUUACAUUUGGGAUCCUGGUUAAAGGAAUGAGCAUGUUCACUAAAGAUGAUUAGGGUUAUUUUAAGAAUUGUGUUGUUUUAUUUUCAUUAGUUAUCUUAUAAUGGUGCUCUGGAAUCUGCCUUUUCAUUUGUACUUUUGUUCUUUGUUACUAAAUUGAUGAACAAUCUGCUUGUUUCUUCCUUUUAUCAUCAAUACUAAGAGUACUUUGUUGUA